Messenger RNA from Sorex araneus (European shrew), 3017 nucleotides. RefSeq names its product vacuole membrane protein 1 (gene VMP1). Gene Ontology annotation, biological process: autophagy; Golgi organization. The transcript is spliced from 12 exons. Gene Ontology annotation, cellular component: endomembrane system; endoplasmic reticulum; membrane. Bases 181 to 1398 code for a protein of 405 amino acids. The record is from RefSeq and is a predicted model, not a curated record. Lineage: Eukaryota; Metazoa; Chordata; Mammalia; Eulipotyphla; Soricidae.
UCUUUAAGUGGCAGUCUCCCGAGGGGGCGGGGGGAAAACGCGGACCGGAAGUGACGCGCGAGUUCCGGUGAGCCGGAGCCCAGUGGCUGGUGUGAGAGUCGGUCGGGAGACGCUUCCAGGAUCUGGAGAUCCAGAGAAGCCGGAGUCAGAGCGGCUCCUCAAGCAUUAUUGGUUUAUGAAAUGGCAGAGAAUGGAAAAACUUCUCUGAAACGUGUAGCAAUGAACAAGGAGCAAUAUAAUGGAAAUUUCACAGAUUCCUCUUCUAUGAAUGAAAAGAAGAGGAGGGAUCGAGAAGAAAGACAGAAUAUUGUCCUGUGGAAACAGCCACUCAUUACCUUGCAGUAUUUUUCUCUGGAAACCCUAGUAGUCUUGAAGGAGUGGACCUCAAAAUUAUGGCAUCGUCAAAGCAUUGUGGUGUCUUUUUUACUGCUGCUUGCUGCACUUAUAGCUACGUAUUAUGUUGAAGGAGCUCAUCAGCAGUAUGUGAAACGUAUAGAGAAACAGUUUCUUUUAUAUGCCUACUGGAUAGGCUUAGGAAUUUUGUCUUCUGUUGGGCUUGGAACAGGACUGCACACCUUUCUGCUUUAUCUGGGUCCACAUAUAGCUUCAGUUACGUUAGCUGCUUAUGAAUGCAAUUCAGUUAAUUUUCCUGAACCACCCUAUCCUGAUCAGAUUAUUUGUCCAGAUGAAGAGGGCACUGAAGGAGCCGUUUCUUUGUGGAGUAUCAUCUCAAAAGUUAGAAUUGAGGCCUGCAUGUGGGGUGUCGGCACAGCCAUUGGAGAGUUGCCUCCAUAUUUCAUGGCUCGGGCAGCUCGUCUCUCGGGUGCAGAACCCGAUGAUGAAGAGUAUCAGGAAUUCGAAGAGAUGCUGGAAAAUGCAGAGACUGCACAAGACUUUCCCACCCGGGCUAAACUGGCUGUUCAAAACCUUGUACAGAAGGUUGGAUUUUUUGGAAUUUUGGCCUGUGCAUCAAUUCCAAAUCCUCUCUUUGAUCUGGCUGGAAUAACAUGUGGACACUUUCUUGUACCGUUUUGGACCUUCUUUGGUGCAACGCUCAUUGGAAAAGCAAUAAUUAAAAUGCACAUACAGAAAAUCUUCGUCAUAAUAACAUUCAGCAAACACAUCGUGGAGCAGAUGGUGGCGUUCAUUGGUGCUGUCCCGGGCAUUGGCCCAUCUCUGCAGAAGCCAUUCCAGGAGUACCUGGAGGCGCAGCGGCAGAAGCUUCACCACAGAAAUGAAAUGGGCACCUCACAGGGAGAAAACUGGUUGUCCUGGAUGUUUGAGAAGUUGGUGGUCGUAAUGGUGUGUUACUUCAUCUUGUCCAUCAUUAAUUCCAUGGCGCAAAGUUAUGCCAAACGAAUUCAACAGCAGGUGAACUCUGAGGAGAAAACCAAAUAAGCAGGAAAGGUUUUCACAACAGAAUUAGAUUGGAUGGGUUCUGCCUGAGAUUGGGAAGACCCCACACCAGGACGGAAAAUUUCCUUUUCCAACCUGUAUAAAAAUUGUUCUUUUAAUGUUCCAAAAGCAAUUUAGUCCAUAUUUUGCACUCACAUGUUUUUCCUCUCUGUGUUAAGUAAGGUAAGAUCCACCCUUAAUUCAACCUGAAUUCUAUUUUUAUUAGGGUGGAUUGUGAUGUUCAGCACCAAAUUUAACAGAAACUGGCCUUCUAUUUGUCACUUUGAAAAGAUCCACAUGGUACAAUUAAAGAAUUCCAGACACUCCCGCUGAAAAAAAAAGUUCCUACGUAUAUUAACUAUGUCAAGCUUUUUAGGCUUGUCACAAAUGACUGCUUUGUUUUUCUAAGUCAGUAAAUUGUAUAUAAAUUAUACUAGAUUGGGUUAACAGUCUUGCAUGUCUAUCAUGGUAAAAUUUAAUAUAUCACCCUGCCCAACCUUUCCUCUCCCACCUACAACAAAAAAGGGCCAUUUUAAGAUGCAUUGCACACCCUCCUGGGAAACUGGUCUUUAAAUUUUAAAACAGUAUAAAGAAAAUCUAAUUGGUGUCUCUCGAAUGAGCUGACACCAUUUUUUAUUCUGUAUAUUUAGAAUGAAGUCAUGGAAAAACUUUAUAAAGACAUCUUUGAUCAUUCCAGAAUUGUGUCCGUUUUCUUGAGCGUUUUGAUUUUCACUUCCUUUCAGCUUCUAGUAACUGAUUUGUAGCAUUGCCAAGUCUACAUACAGUCAUAACUUGUGAAGCCUUUACAUGGAUGAAGGAGAAUUUUGGGGUGAGGGGAUUGUAAUUCUGGAGUUGGGCAACUAGCUACACACUGCUGAAGAUUUGGGAUUGAAGAUUUGGUAUUGAGAUAACAAGGGUAUUUCUUGAUUUGUGAAAACAGAAAAGAGGGUGGUGCACAAUGACACUGUAGAAAGACUUACUAUUUUCUAAUCAUACUUUCUCAUAUAUGUUCAUUUUAACUCAGUAUGUACUCUGGUUUUAACUGACAAUUUUACUUUUUUGUGUAACCUGAUUUUUCACUUUUAUUUAGUGUUUUUGUUCUUGUGUGAUUUUUUUGCCUUUGGGAUGUUUCUGGUUGAGUUUUUCUUUAGCUUACAGUGAAAAUAAAGGUUCAUGUUUUUCCUUUAGGAAAAUGGGUCCUGACCGUAUGUUGAGUAUAGAAUUGGGUUUGAAUCUCAACCAGAAAUGCCUGAUUUGUUUUACCAAAUCCUGCUUGAAUGUCUGCUUAUUUUGCCUCUCAUCGUGACAUCUCCAUGGCUGUACCAUCUUGUCAGGUAGCUUAUCAGAUUGAUGUUGACUGUUGAAUCUCAUGGCAACAGCAGUCGAUGGGCUGUCUGACAUUUUGGUAUCUUUCAUCUGACCAUCCAUUUCCAAUGUUCCCAUUUAAACAUUACCCAGCAUCCUGGUUUACAAUUUUAAAACUCUAGUUCUUAUGUCCAGUGACUCCUUGGUGCCACUCUUUCAUGCCAUGAUGUUGCAGCAGUAUUGAACUGAGUAGAUUUUGUGAAAAUAUGUGAUAGUCUCUAUGACCACCACUGAAUAAAGGGCAAGUAAUUGUGUCA